CUUUCUUACAUAAAACCCCCCUCUCUUUUUAUAUUCCUUCUUGUGCUGCAACUGCUGUUUAAUUUCAUUCACCACCACCUGCGACUGACAAUCACUGACAUUCUUUAUUUUCUUGGAUGGCAAAUAAUUCUCAGUAUCCUGGCAUACAGCCGCCCCGACCACCUAUUUCUCCUAUGGGGCCUCCUCCAAACGCUUAUCCACCGGUGCCAAUGCAAUUCCGUACAGCAGGUCCCCCACGACAACCACCUCCAUAUAUGCCGAUGAUGUCUCAGCAGUUUAUGCCUGUAGGGAGGCCAAAUAUGAUGUCUCAGCCAAUGCAGCACCUACCUCCAAGGGCUGCAUUACCGGCGCUUGGCAUGGUGCCACCUCCUUCAACGCCACCUGCACCCCAAUCUUUUUCAGGGCCUGAUGGUCAACCUAGCAGGCCUGUAAUGUCUGUAUCACCACAGCCCCAACAUGUGGUCCCAAUGCCUAAUGGUUACAUACCCGCUCAGAGUGGCCCACGUGUUGCUCCUCCGCUAGCAUACAAUCUAUCCACAUCAGCAAAUGCACCAGUACAUGGAAAUGCGGAAGCAGCUAGCCAGUACCAACCAACACCAUUGAUUAAUAUGCCUAGUUUUCCUCUAGGUGUAUCGACUGGGGCACCUGUGUUGCAGCCAGCCGAGCAGACUUCAGCUGCACCCACUAUCCUAGCUACAACGGAUUUACCCAAAGCUGUUGAAAGGCCUCCUUCAGAUUGGAUUGAACAUAUUUCUCACAAAGGGAAAAGAUAUUACCACAACAAAAAGACAAAGCAGUCUAGCUGGGAAAAGCCUCUUGAUUUAAUGAGCCCGACUGAGAGGGCUGAUGCAACUACAAACUGGAAGGAAUGUCAUGCUCCUAGUGGGAAAAAGUAUUACUACAACAAGGUUACUAAGCAAUCAAAGUGGAGGUUACCUGAUGAACUUAAGUUGGCUCGGGGACAAGUGAUACAAAAAUGUACAGUUGAAGAACAGAAGUCAAUGAAGCAUCCUGAUAAUGAAUCCUUGAUUCCAUCAGUAACUCCUGGGGCAGAUAGUCCAUCUUCUCGACCUCAUGAACCGCCAUUGAGCCCAGUUUCGGUGGCUCCUUCUAUUGCAGCUGUGCAAUUAGGAUCUUUGGUCACUUCUGAGUUGUCAGUGGAAUCCGUAGAGCCUUCUAAACUGACAACAAAUGAAGAAGCAGUGGCGCCUGCUAUGCUGCCCAAUCCUGUUGCACCACCACUGGAUAACACCGAGGAUGUUUCAAUGGAAGAUGCUAUAAUCCAUGAAAAUGAAACUCCUGUUGGUACCAUUGAGGAACCCAAGGGAAACAUUGUAAUGAAUGAUAGUGCUAAUGUUGCUGCUUCAGAAGAAAAUGCAGUUGAUCAGGAAACCCAAGUUUAUGACAAUAAACAGGAGGCCAAAAAUGCAUUCAAGGCACUUCUGGAUAGUGUAAAUGUUGCUUCUGACUGGACCUGGGAGCAGGCAAUGAGACUAAUCAUCAACGACCGGAGAUAUGUUGCUCUCAGAUCACUUGGGGAGCGAAAGCAAGCUUUUACUGAGUAUGUAGGUCAAAAGAAAAAACAGGAAUCAGAAGAAAGGCGGAAUAAACAGAAAAAGGCACGAGAAGAAUUUAAAAAAAUGCUAGAGGAUUCAAAAGAGAUUACAUCAUCAACUAAAUGGAGCAAAGCGAUUGCAAUCUUUGAGGAUGAUGAUCGCUUUAAAGCUGUUGAGAGACCAAAAGAGCGUGAGGACAUCUAUGACGAGCAUCUAAAGGAAAUUGAGAAACAGGAGCGGUCUAAAGCGUUGGAGGAGAACAAGAGAAACAGAAAGGAUUACAUUGAAUUUUUAAAAUCUUGCGACUUCAUUACGGCAAGCAGUCAGUGGCGGAGAGUGCAAGAUCGUUUAGAAGCGGAUGAAAGUUGCCUACGCCUUGAAAAAAUUGACCGCUUAGAAAUUUUUCAAGAAUAUAUACGUGAUUUAGAGAAGGAGGAAGAAGAACAGAGAAAACUACGGCUGGAAGAAUUAAGGAAAAAUGAACGAAAAAACCGUGAUGAGUUUCGCAAGUUGAUGGAUGAACAUAUUGCUUCUGGCAUGCUUACUGCAAAAACUCACUGGCGUGACUAUCUUAUUAAGGUAAAAGAUUUACCUGCAUAUUUUGCUGUAUCGUCAAACACUAAUGGUGCCACACCAAAAGAUCUUUUUGAUGAUGUAAUAGAGGAGCUAGAGAAGCAGUUUAUUGACGACAGGGAUCGAAUAAAAGAAGCAGUGAUGAUGAAAAAGGUCUCUAUAUUAUCUACAUGGACUCUUGAAGACUUCAAGAAUUCAAUUGCUGAAGAUAUUAGCUCACCUGCAGUUUCAGAUGCUAAUUUAAAGAUUGUAUUUGAUGACUUACAUGAGAGAGUUCGAGAGAAGGAGGAGAACGAAACUAAAAGGCGUAAACAUCUUGCAGAUGACUUUUACCGGUCUUUGACUACCUCCAAGGAUAUUAGUUCAUCUUCACGCUGGGAGGACUUUAAGCCCCUUUUUGAAAGUAGAUUCCAAAACUGGUUUACUAUUGAAGAAAGCUUUUUUAGAGAAAUAUAUGACAAAUACAUAGCAGAACUAAAGAAAGAAAGAGAAGAAAGGAAGCACCGGGAGGAUAAGGCUAAGGGUAGAGAUAGAGAUAGGAGAAGAAGGGAAAAGGAUAGAGGUAAGAAAGAUAAACGUAGAAAGGAUGAAAUAGAUAAUGAUGAUGGUGAUAAUAGAGAAGACAAGGAAAAAAAGCAUCGGAAGCGUCAUUUGGAUGAUACGAGCUUAGAUGAGACCAGAGAUACUCAUAGACAUAGUGCUGAACGAAAAAAGUCAAAGCAGUUGGAGCAACAAUCAUCUGCUUUGGUAGAACAUGAGAACAGACACAAAAGACACAAGAGAGACCAUAGACGUGGUGGUGACCACGAUGAUCAUAAAGUAGGUGAAGAUGGUGAAUUUCGGUAGUUAUUUUUAACUGUUUCUCAUAUGUAGUCAUGUAGAUAAUUGUAGCCUCUAUAUAAAUCUUACCAGUUGCCGCUUUUGUAGAUUAUAUAUCUUCCUUCUUUACUUACCUACCUUA
Messenger RNA from Erigeron canadensis, 3090 nucleotides. RefSeq names its product pre-mRNA-processing protein 40A-like. Gene Ontology annotation, cellular component: U1 snRNP; U2-type prespliceosome. Bases 117 to 2975 code for a protein of 952 amino acids. Gene Ontology annotation, molecular function: RNA binding; protein binding. The transcript is spliced from 29 exons. Lineage: Eukaryota; Viridiplantae; Streptophyta; Magnoliopsida; Asterales; Asteraceae. Gene Ontology annotation, biological process: mRNA cis splicing, via spliceosome. The record is from RefSeq and is a predicted model, not a curated record.